AUGAGUUCUACAUUUUCAAUGACCUUACUGCAAGCUGAUAGUUCAACAGAUUGUAAUAUAACUUCCCAAACAAACUCGCCACUAACAAAAGAUGGUGAACAAGAAAGCCAAUCUCAGAAUCUGUGUGAUAUGUGGAGAGAUAUACAAGGUGCGCACAACUGGAAUGGUUUGCUUGAUCCCAUGGAUCCCAUUCUCAAAGCUGAAGUUCUCAGGUAUGGAAACCUUGCAAAGGUUUGCUAUGAUGCAUUUGAUGGUGAAAGUAGUUCUAUACAUUAUGGCCAAUGUAAGUACACUAAAACAUCACUGUUUGACAAGAUGGGUAUGUCUGAAUGUGGCUACCGAGCCACUAAAUACAUAUACGCUAAUACUAAUGUGUUGGCGUCACUUUUCGGCGAAAACGCCAAAGACAAGGCUGUUUGGUUAGGGUUUAUUGCAGUCUGUGAGAGUGAAAAGGAGAUUAGAAGGCUUGGACGACGAGACAUUGUAGUGGCAUGGCGAGGAACCCAAACAACUCAAGAAUGGAUACAAGAUCUCAGGGAUUUUCUGAUUCCAGCUAGAUUAUCUUAUAAAUGUGAAAGAACAAGCAAAGAACAUGAAGCAGCAACUGCCAUAGCAAAUGAUGGAGUUCGUAUUGAAAGCGGAUUCCUGAGCUGUUAUACUUCCACCUUCAGCCAUGAAGAUUCUAAGGGAAAAUCUUUCAACAAGAGCGCCAGAGGUUUGCUAAUUUCAGAGAUAAGGAGAUUGCUCAAUGUUUACAAGAAUGAGAUCGUCAAUUUAAGCAUAACUUUUACUGGACACAGCUUGGGAGCUGCGCUCGCAACACUGAGUGCUUAUGACGUCAAAAAACUCCUUAAUGCUAACUGUUAUAAUAUUAUACCUGUCAUAGUGUUUUCCUUUGCCUCGCCAAGAGUAGGUAAUGUUUCAUUUGCCAAAAAUGUGGAAGAUAUUGGCCUCAAGGUUCUGCGGCUUGUCAACAAGGGCGACGUCGUUCCAAAAGUCCCUGGAGUUUUCGUGAACGAGAAGAUGGGAUAUCUUAGCAGGUGGCUGAGCUGGCUUCCAUGGGCUUACUUUCAUGUUGGAGUUGAGCUCUGUUUAGGAAAGAACUCUUCGUUCCUACUGCACCCGAACUGUGUUGCUUACCUUCACAAUUUAGAUGUUUAUCUCCGUUUACUAGAUGGCUAUAACGAAGAUAAUAACUAG
This is a messenger RNA of Cryptomeria japonica (Japanese cedar), 1200 nucleotides long. RefSeq names its product phospholipase A1-Igamma2, chloroplastic-like. Bases 1 to 1200 code for a protein of 399 amino acids. The transcript has a single exon. The record is from RefSeq and is a predicted model, not a curated record. NCBI's taxonomy places the organism in Eukaryota, Viridiplantae, Streptophyta, Pinopsida, Cupressales, Cupressaceae. Gene Ontology annotation, molecular function: glycerophospholipase activity. Gene Ontology annotation, biological process: lipid metabolic process.